Messenger RNA from Porites lobata, 11394 nucleotides. NCBI's taxonomy places the organism in Eukaryota, Metazoa, Cnidaria, Anthozoa, Scleractinia, Poritidae. The record is from the annotation of a GenBank genome assembly.
AAUAAGUGCCAGACGGAAGUAGCACGAAGUCAGCUUGCUGCUUUCGAUUUCGCAUAGAGAUAUUUCCUACUUUUACGUGUUUAUAUUAAUCCUGGAAAUCAUGGGUUGACUUUACUUUCUCAUUCAGCGUAUCACUGUGUAGCGUGCACGUAAAAUAAUGAAGAUUGACACUGCUUUCUUCAUGUCUCUUGGAUUUCCCAUUGCUGUUUAUUUUCUGCAUGAAUUCUUCAGAUUCCUCAAGGUAAGCUAUGAACAACGAUCCCAUAUUGCACAUAUCAACUUUUUAACAUUUCUGAAGAUAAGGGCGUCAUCUUCAAUCCACUACGUUUAGUCUUAGUUUGAAAUAGAUUCUUGAGCAUUUUUGAAAACAGCACGGUGAAAGCAUCAAUAAUUUAUUGUAAUGGUCCCUAAAAAUUUCGCUGUGGCUAUAUGGCCGGUAACCGGUCAAGGUUUUCAAAAUACUAAAUGACCGGCAGUCCUGUCUUUUCAUCAGAUUUCACAAAUCGAACAAAUCCAGCUAAACCAAACUAUCAUACGUCGAUUAAGAAAACUCAAGCAAUCCUGAAAUGCUUUAUAGAUCUCAAAAAUAGCGUUUGGUUCACGCUGGGCUCAGAAGACGAAAGCAUGGUUUGACCCUUUCUUCAGUUCGACUGCUGGUCAAGGUUUUCAAAACACUAAAUGACCGGCAGUCCUAUAUUUUCAUUUUCUGAGCCCAGCGUAAACCAAACGCUAGACUGACUUUUCUUUAUUGACAUUUGACAGUUUAGUUUAGCUGGAUUUUUUCGAUUUUUGAAAUCUAUGGAGAAUAUAGGACUGCCGGUCAUUUAGUGUUUUCAAUAGGGACCUUAAGCAUCACGUUUUUCAUGGGGUCAUGUUUGCAGUUUGCAGUUCACGUUUGAACUGCGGGAAGGGCUUCCAGCGGUAAGUGAUUUAUGGCAAGGUUUUUUGCCACAAAAAAUUGUACAGCCUCGCGUUUAAAGGUAUGAACUAGCUUUUUAUAUCCGUUUGCGAUGUGUUUGUUGGAUUUUUGAUCUCGAAUCAAUGAAUUAUUGCUGAGUUUUGGGCGAUUAAAGUGAUGCACUUCGACUUGAUGAAAACAACAUGGCGGCUCUAAACAUUGAACACGUAGUUCAAAUCAAUUUUAUAUUCGUUUCUGCCGUACUAACAAAGGAAAGUAUUCUGUUCCAAUCCAGUGUUACAUUUUUUUUCUAUCUUGUUACUGAAUUCAUAACUUAACUCAGUCUCUGUUUAGUUCCUAUUUUUAAAGUAUCACUCUGUGAAUUUUCGUUUUAUUUUGCUUAUUUCUUUGAGACUGGGGAGUCCAGGCUUCAUAAAGCCUUCCCGUUUCUUCUGGGCUCCCCUGCAACCUUACAAUUCCUAUAUGUAUUCUUGUAUUGUAUUAUAUUUUGCCUAAAUAAAAAUGAACUGAUCUGAACUGAACGCCUUGCUAAAGUUUGAAAUCUCGGCAACGCAAAACUGCAAACGCGUAACUGUGGUUUGUGGUUUGCGGUUUGCGGUUUACCUGAUGCUAAAGGUCUCUAAUAUCUUGACCAGCAGUCGAGCUGAAAAAAGUUCCAAGUGUCACAAAACAUGCUCUCGUCUUCUGAGCCCAGAGUAAACCAAACGCUAUACUUAAGAUCUAUAAAGCAUUUCAGGAUCGCUUGACUUUUCUUAAUCGACAUAUGAUAAUUUAGAUUAGCUGGGAUUUUUCAAUUUUGUGAAAUUUACUGAGAAUAUAGAACUGCCGGUCAUCUAGUGUUUUGAAAACUUUGACCAGUUACUGGCCAUGUAGCCACAGCAUAAAAAUAUUUGAUCACAUGACCCAUAAAUCAUUAUGCGCCGAUCAAUUCGCCAGGUAAUCCUCCAGCUAGACCUGUUCAAAUUCCUGUCUCAUCAAUUGGGCGAAGGUAGUGGUACGUAAGGGAAAGAUUUAACGACACUUGAAAAAUUUCAGACUUUACAAGGAAAAUUUACAGGUUACCUAAUUUUAAUAUGCUCUUUCAGCUCGUGCUAACAAAAUUUUCCAAAAGCGAACUGUUUUCAUGUUUACCGAAAGUUGGUCACGUGAUCAAGUAAUGCAAUAGGCCUAUUGUGUGCGUGAAUCAUCUUGCUGAAAAGAAUAGACUGUAUUUAACAAUACAAAAAAUUUAUAUUACAAUCAAUGGGUUAUUCCAGAAAAAAUCCACACCCCCACAAUGGAAGGCAUGCUGAAAAAUUCUCACAGGAGGGGGGGUUAACAGCUCUGGAAAUUCAGACGGGAGGGGGUCUUUGAACGUAAAGAUACAUCCUCAGGGGUUACUUUCAAUUUUAUUGAUGUUUCAAUUGCUUCAAUUGAUAAAAAAAAAUUGCUUUGCGUUUUCCAAUUUUAUUAUUCUUUCAAACUACAGACCUCUUAACACAUUUAUUUUAAGUUUCCAUCCAUAGGCUCACCUUUGUUACUUUUGUCUGCUUUUGUAGAAGCGACGUGUGAUAACUUGAAGAUAUCAAGAAAAAUCACAUAAUUCAUAAAAAAGCGCUCAAUUCAAGUAAAGCAAACAAUGAUUUUUACCUUGAAUUAAGCAUUUUUCCAAGGUCAAUGCUAUUUCAGGGUGAUUUACCACUAAACACGCCUUACAAGUACGUAAGCAUGGUUGUUCGUGAUUGUUCGGUGGCCAUUUUAAAAGGCAAGUGGUGUAGCUAGCGGUAUAGCGCGUUAUGUAAUAUCCCACUUAGUGUCCUCUUUCUUCUUUCACAGUCAUUUUUUUCACGUAUCGACAAAGAAGAGAACCUUUUAUUCAAGUACAUAGUUAGUUUUGAGCAUAUAUUGCUGUGUAUUUUGCCUGGCCUAGGAAAAAAGAGACGUUCAUUCAAUUGUGAGCUUAUUUGCCAAAAAGUGUAAGCCUAUUUAAGAAGAUGUGAAAAUGUAAUCUUAACUUUCACAACAAACACAGAAUUUACAAAAAUUGAGACUUAUUUGAUAAAAAGAUCAUCUAACUGCCUAAAACAAUUUAUUCUUCUACAUUAAGUGUAAAUUAAAAUUAUGGUGUCUAACAAUUUCAUGGAAAUCCAGAUGGGUGGGGGGGUCUUUGAACUUGGAAAUCCUGAGGAGGGAAAUUUAGGUGGAAGGGGUGGGGGGGGGGGGUCAAAAAGCCAUGCCUUUUGUUGGGGGGGUUAGGAUUUUUUCUGGAAUAAGCCAGUAUAUAACAUCUAAUCACAUGUAUUUUUUCUUUUCUAGUGUCCUUAUAAUAAUGUUCAUGGCUCAAUCAGGUGCACGCAUGCCCAUAAAGAUAAAUAACAGAUUGUAAGGUAAAAGUAAAAAGAGUAUGUGCAUAUAACUUUUUUUUACAUAAUGUAAUUCUUCCUGUUCUGAAUUUCUCUUUAUGAAAUCGCAAGUCGAUAUUUUAAAAGUACCGCAAAAUUCUGAAAACAAGCCCCGGGGCUUAUGUUUUUCAAAGGCCCUUUUUGAGGGGCUUAUAUUUGGCGGGGCCGCCCCUCCAAAUAUGGAGGGAAAUUUGCAUUUCAAAUCGAUUGGGCUAGCCUUAUAGUUGGAAGGAAAUUUACCAUUUUUGCUUUGUUCUACUUUGUAUUUGAGGGCAAUUUCCAAGUACCUGCCCCCGGGGAGAGCUUAUAUUUGGAGGGGCAAUUUAAUGGCGGGUUUUUUGCAUUACGAGUUUGGGGAGCUUAUAUUUGCAGGGGCUUAUUUUCGGAAUUUUACGGUAUGCUGGUUUUAUAGUAGUUGAAUGUUUGAUCUGUACAAAUGUGUUUACAUCAAUGCACAUUAUAUUUAAAAAAAAUGUCAAGUAGUUCUGCUGGGGCGCUGCAGGGCUUGUAUAGAGUCAACAUUUUUUCACCAUUUCAAUUUUAUGAGCCUUAUUAAAUUGUAAACUACAAAAACAAUGUGUAAUAUGUGAAACUUCAAUCCGUCUGUCUUUAUUGGCUGAAUCACCUCAUAGACAAAAUUAAUAAUAUAAUGAUAAUGGACAGAGUCGGCCAUUUUGUGAGUCACAUAACAGGAGAAAAGAUGCUAAAACUCAGAACCAAAAAAUUACAAUCUGUUUACACUGUAUAUUAAAUAUAUUUAUAUAAUUACCACAGGCUUAAAUUAGGACAAUCAUUAAAGCAAACUGUGUCAAUAUAUUUUAGCAUGAUAUGGUAGUACUAGAAUAAUGCUCGGAUUUCUAACUUAUGAGACUAGACUGCCAAUUUAUACAUGGUCAUUUGAGCCACCCAAAAGUCUAGCUAUUUGCAGGGCAAAGGCAGUACAUGUACUGUACCUUCAUUUCUUAGUUAUUUCGAGACCCUGAUUAUUGGUCCAGUUCUGGAGAUUGAACCCAUGACCUCCCAUUCUGCAGUCGAGCACUCUGCUGAUUGAGGUUAAGUCCUGUGGUAGUUGUGGUUAACAAGGCCCUUCCUCUUAAAAGACAUUUUUAAAAAUUGAGCCUGUCAUCAGUGCCUUAUUUCUUUUAUAUUAGCCCACGUAAUGAUCAUUCCCCUGGCUUUAAACUUUCACAUUCUCUAUCUCCCCAAUCUAAUGCAGCAUGCAGGAAGACACUUAGGAAGCAACAUUUAUCACGUCCCAGUUGAGGGGAAGGAGGGGGUUGGAGAGGGCAAAGGGGUAUGAUUUUCAAAAAGGUUAAUUUGGGGGAGGGGGGGGCAGGGGUCAAUUUUGAAAAUGCAAAAAAUGAGAGGGGGUUGAAAUUGUAAGAUACAAGACUUACAUGUAACAUUCUCUGUAAAAGUUGUCAACAAACUAUAUUAUCAUUGAAGCAAAUCCACGUUUCCUUCAAGAGUACUGACUGCAUAAAAAUAUUCACUCGAAGGGUUCCUUGCCAGCAGCAAAAUUGUACAUCUUUAGAAUUAUUGAGCCCACUUUACUGUAUUAUGCAAAAAAACCUGUGGGGCUACCCCUCAUGCAUCUGCCAGUAGCCAUCAUAUUGACUGCUAUGUAACCAAGCUUGGCCUAGGACCCUAUAAACUAUUUCUAAACAAGUAUCUGCUAAUAAAUUUUUGCUUAUGAAGUCAAUGCAGCCUAUUGGAAAGAAAGGAGAGACAAACAGAUUAUCUUAAAACGUGGUCUAGGAGGGGUUUAGGGGAGGGGCUGCAAUUUUCAUAGGAAAUUAUUUGGGGGGGGGGUUAGUUUUGAUGAUACACUACAAACCUCCCCAAACGUGGAGAUUUCAAAAACAUUGGUCAAAUGAAACCAAAAAGUAAAAGGCAGAAUAUUCUGUCAUAGUAUUCUUUUCCCUAAUUGUUUUACGAUAUUUGCAAUGGCUGCUCCAGCUGCUGAUUUUUUUUUUCUUCUGAAGCUGGGAGGCCCUGAAGUCUCUAAGUUAGUUUGAGAUUUUGUUUCACUAAUCCACGUUGAUAGGACAUUUGAAUUUGCUAUAAGGCUUAGCUAAUCCUAUGUUUCAAGGGAAUGAGAUUGGAACAAUUGGACCCUGAGUUUUUCCUCUGAAAAUUAGAUUGAUACAAUUUAUAUAGCUAUUUUGAAGACGGAUGUUUUGAAAUUACGUGACUCCUACCAGAAUUUUCUGGCAACUUUAAGAUCUUCUGAUUCACCAUGAGAUUUGAAGGCUAAAUUGUGAGUGCAUUUUUUUUUUUUUUUUUUUUUUCAAACUUUUAUUAAAUACUGCACAGCGUUAAAAUACUAAUGUUACAUGACAUUGCAUGAUAUUACAUUACAAUAAAUUACAAAUACAUUACAUUACAUUACACUAUGAACUUUAACGGUAAAUUAACUAUACAAAAAAGAAAAGUAUGUUCUAAGUACAGACGGCACUAGGGUACAGAGUCCAAACGCAGAGCCCACUUCUUAUUAAAUUUGUCCAUUUUAUUAGUUUUAACACAUAUAUACUUUUCUGUUUCAUACUUAAUUUUAACCUUGGAUGAAAAGGCAGUUAUGACUGGAAGAGUCUGAUUUCUUCUAAAACCUCAUAAGUAUAGUUUAGCGAUCAAUAUCAAAUAAUUCAGUAAAGGGCAAUUUGUAUAUAAUAUUCCUGUAAUAACGUCUUGUAAGGUCAGGCAGAUGAAUUCUCUUGUCAAUGUGUAAUAAUAAUAUUGAAAUUCCUUCCAAAACUGCUUGGUGUGUCUACAUUCGAAAAAGAUGUGGUAAAGGGAUUCCGAAUCCGUUUUGCAUAGUGAACAUUUAUUAUCUUGAAUAUAACCUAUUUUGCAUAACUUUUUAUUGGUAAAUAAAAUUGAAUUAAGGACUUUGUAUUGAAAAGCUUUUAGAUAAGGUUCAAACGCUACCUCAUGUGGAAGAGGGAAUACUUUUUUCAGCUGGUCUUGGGUUAGAUUGAAAUUGUGAGUCCAUGAGUUGACAGCCCAAACCGUGAGUCUCACAGUCAAACCGUGAGAGUUAAAAGGUCUGGGAUAAACUUCAUUGCAAGCUUAAUUUCUCAGACUUGAAAGUUAGCUGAUAAAAGGUUUCCAGAAAAAAAUGCAGGCAUAAAAGGGAAUUAAAAACAAAAUUUAUUUGUUCACAUGGUUUAAAUUGAAGUUUGUUAUUUCAGUCAUGAUUGUGUCUCUGGAUUUUUCUCAUUCAACUGGAAUCUGCCAAUGUUCAUUAAUUUUCAUGACUUUCUCUGGCUUAACUCAAUCAAUUGAAAGCAUUUGGAUGCGCAAUUUAACAUUCUUUGUUGGCAACAUGUUUUGAAUUUUUUUUUUUUGACAAAAUUUGUUUUCCAAAAUUUUAGAAGCCAAAAACAAGACAGUUUAAACAUCACGUGUGCCUCAAAUGGCGAAGUUGGCCAUGUGCCUAAAAGAUUUUAGGCAGUAAAAAUGUCCUUCUUCGGGUUCCAUCCCGCAAAAUGUAUUGGUCAGGCCGGCAAUAUUCUACAUUAUUGUUAAUUUUAUUUUAAGGUGAUUCCAUAGUAAAAGAACCUAACAUAGAUUGUAGCUAAAACUUGGUAGACUGAUGUAACAAGUCAAGAAGAUGAUAAAAAAGUAAUAAAAGAGGGGGUCACCGUGCUCGGUUUGACGUCACAAUGCUGACAAAUUCGGCUAUUUAGGGCCCUUUUACAAAAACAGCGCCAGCCCAAAACUAGACAAAAAGGAGAGAUUUUUUCGAUGAUGCAUGUGGCAUCGCACAGAAUUUGACUUAAAUGUAUUGUUUAUCUACUUACGUACUAGAAAAAUACCUUUUAAUGUCCUUGUUGUUGAGUAUCACCUCGGCAGGAAACAACAGCAAGCAAAAGUUCCAAUAGCGUUUCUCUUCAAUCAACUUCAUUUUAAUAAUAUUACUUCACAUACUCUGUUUUACGGCGGCCAUCUUGUUAGGCGCAGUAAGAGAUGCACAGUGCAAAACUAGGGAAUCACCUUAAAUGCACUCUGCUAGCUGUUUGUGAAUUUCACAUAUUAAGUUAAGGUGAUUCCCUAGUAAAAGAACCUAACAUAGAUUGUAGAUGAAACUUGGUACACUGAUGUAACAAGUCAAGAAGAUGAUAAAAAGGUAAUAAAAAGUGGGGGUCACCGUGCUCGUUUUGACGUCACAAUGCUGACAAAUACGGCUAUUUUGGACCCUUUGACAAAAACCACGCCCAGCCCAAAACUAGACAAAAAGGAAAGAUUUUUUCAAUGAUGCAUGUGGUCUCGCACAGAAUUUGACUUUAAUGUAUUGUUUAUCCACUUACGUACCAGGAAAAUGCCUUUUAAUGCCCUUGUUUUUACUUUACGCUCCAAAGUAGAAUUAAAUUGGACACGCGCUAUUCGACACGUGAUAGCUCAAUCCGUACAAUUUAGUAAAAUUGCCAAAAAACUGAACAUAGAUUUGUGCCAAUUUUUUUCUCACCGAAAGGAAGCACUGUCCUUAUUAAAAUCAUGAAAUAAAAAAUGGGGGUCACCGUACUCGUUUUUGCGGUAGAGCUGCAGAAAGUGCGCACCACAUGCAUUUUCCUUGAUUUUUGAGAGGGGACUGGGGCGAGUUUCAAAAUAGAAUGUAUGCGAAAGGGGAAGAAAGUAUUAAAAAUCUGUUUUUACAGAAUCUACAUCGAGAUAUUACAUUUAGGACACAAUGUGAUAAAGAAAGCGUUUAAAUGAAAAUCAAAGUGAAUAAGCACAAAUUAAACAUCCACUAUCGAGGUUCUCCGUGAGGAAAUCGAACUCAGCAACACACGUACUGCUUACGUUGGGCACAUUUCCAACACAUUGAAUGUCACCUCGGCAAGAAAUAACCGCAAGCAAAAAUUGCAAUAGCGUUUCUCUUCGGUCAACUUCAUUUUAAUAAUGUUACUUCACAUGCUCUUUUUUACGGAGGCCAUCUUGUUAUGCGCAGUAAGAGAUGCGCAGUGCAAAACUAGGGAAUCACCUUAAGACGUACUUGUAUGUUCAUUUAUUCAUAGAGUCACGGUGGGUUCAAUUUCUUCAGGAUGCACAGAUAACCAAAUUGUCUUACCCAUGGUUCUAACCUUUCUGUGUGAAUUCUUUGUUUCUUUCAGAUUACAUGAUCCUUCUUUGUGAUGGAUAAUCUCGUCAAAGUUACAUUGAGGUCUCAGACCAUAUUCAGUGGCUUUCUUUUUUUAUUCUCUGUGAUUUCCUGGUCCACUGUCAUUAAUCAACUUAUAGACUAUGAAGGCAGAGACAGGCUGCAAUUCAACUGUAUGCCGGAAGAAAUUAAAUUCAAAACACAGCGUUGUUAUAACAAUUACACUUCUGCCAUGAGUUCAUACCUAACACCGCUGGGUUUUGCUGGUAUUACCUUUGGUGUGUCAGGAUUUGGCUGGCUGUUUGUUACUCUGCUAGGUGUCGAGAUGUGGCGACGCAUCCGCAAAGAGGCAAAUAUAGAGAGACAAAAAAAGUUGGAGAGACUAUUUUUUUGGGUGUUUAUUUUUCACAUCUGCGGUCAGUUUGUCCUUCUAGUUGUCAUGAUCGGACUGUUCUUGCGUUACCAGAAACUUAAAUAUCCUGCGGAGUAUAGUUGUUUUUCAGCAAACACAACGCUCACAUGCAAUGACUUACGAUACAAAGAGAAAUCAAACCUCAACAUUGCUAUUAUUGUGGUCUUCUCAGUAUCCAUUGUAUUCUGUUUAUUGACCAUAAUUCAUUUAGCAAUAUCAAAGGAUGAACUAUCAAAGCUAUUGCUAGGAAAUAUUGAAGAAGACCAUAAUGGGGAGGAGAACAUACCUUUACAAGGUGAGUUACUACAAUGCUAUCAACAUUAUAUUAGUCCUCAAUGCUGCCUCACUCACUAAAGAGCACCUUCCUUGAAAUUAUUUUGAUCAAGCAAGGGACCUAUUAAACUGUAGUUGUCUUUAUAGUUACCAGUUACCAUUUUUAGCUUAGCUUUUAGUAAGCUUUAGCAUCAAUGAUUGAAAAGAAAAUGUCGAAAUUUUAAAUAACUCCUCUGUCUGAGAAGAAACACAGAGCUUUAUUUGCCUCUGUCAACUCACCAUGAAGGAAAAAGCUUUUUUUUGUCAGUUCUUGCAAAUGCUGUCAACAGCGUCGGGCUACAAUCGAGGUGAGCUUUGUUUAUCUGCAGUGUUCUUUGCCAUGUUAAAUUGCUGGCACGUGCAGUUUUCGAAAUUAUUUGCUUUACUUUUUUUCUCCUUAAAUUUACUUCUACUUCUACUCAAAAUUGGUCUUGUGAUGAAAUCCCGAGUUCACAAAACAGUUAAACAAAGCAGCUUCGUUUUCCUCUGUAGUGGUAAAAACAUUGCUUUGAGCAUAUGAAAGUCAAGUACAGUAAAUCACUUCACAAUAAAUCACGCUGUUUAAACACCAUGGAAGUCUUUUCUGACCUUCAAAAUCAUCGCCACUGGGAUAUUCUUGUAUUUUCAAAAAGUUCUUACUCGACUGAAACUUCAUGGUCGCGAUUUUGUUUUGCUUUAUAUAUAUUCACCGCCUAGUGCUUUGAAUAUCUAAGCAAUGUCCACCCUUUCUAUGGGUUUACCGGUGUGAUAACCCACGCGGGAUGUUGGGAGAACACGAGAAAAGCUUGUAAAUCAUGAGCCGAAGGCAAGUGAUUUCCAAGCUUUUCGAGUGUUCUCCCAACAUCCCGCGUGGGUUAUCACGCCGGUAAACCCAUAGAAAGUGUGGCGUAUUGCUUUCAUAAAAUAACUUUAAGUUUUCUAUGAGUUUACCAGCACAAUAAACUGUAGGUUUUUAACCAAUCAGAAUGCGCAUACUAUCUUAGUUAUUUUAAAUGUCAUAGUCCGAGAUAGCAAACCAAUCAGAUUGCUUGAAUCACGAGAUCACUCAGUGUGUAUAAUUAUACUAAUAAACAGCAACAAUUAAUCUUGAGACUUCCUGCAAAUUGAGGAUAUAUUUAAAUGGGAGGUCUCACUGUCAAUUAUAAUCAAUCAAUCAAUCAAUCAAUCAUAUAUUUAUUUCAAUUCGUUCAUUUUAGAGAAAUAAUAAAUACCAUGGAAUAAAAAUAGAAAUAGUGCAAUUAAAAUACAUGUGAAAUAUUGACAAUAUUAAUUAUACCCACGUAUAAUUAUAUACUUUGAAGUAAACAUUGAUUGUCAUCAACGUUAACUGCAUGUUGUUAAGCUUUGUUAGCAAUUGAAUAAAAAACUAUUUAACUCAGUCACAAAUUUGCAGUCCUUUGAAAGACUGCUUUCACUAAACAAGUCAUGAAAUUUGCCCUUGACGUUUUACCUAUAGAUUAACACAUUUAUAAGAAAUUAUGAUAUUGCAAUUGCUGUUGUUUGGUAACCUGACUGACUUUAUGACAUGCACUAGGUCUACCAGCCUACCUUGCAUAUUCAUUAAAAUGCAAAAAUAACAGUUUGGUACUAAAAAUGUUCUGAUAUCUGCAUAUGUGUUUUUCACUAAUCCCUCUCAACGUCAGAGAACUGAGUGACUUCUAAAUUUUCAGUCUUGUUCAAAUUUAUUCUUGUUAUUGUUACAGAUGUUAUUUCAAAAGAAGAGUCUGCUGACAGAGAUCACUCAAAAACAGCAGGUAAAGAAAUAGGUUAGUCUGUGACCUGAAUCCUUAGUCUGUAAGAGCCCUUGAUGGGCCUUUGUCACACGGCACCCAUUUUGUCCUGAGAAACUGAAGUAGCUUUGUUUCCUGUCUAGCCUUGUUCCUAAGUUUUUCACUGCAAGGUUGAGGGUGGUAAAACAAAGCUUUUUUUCAGUCUCUCAGGACAGUAAUGAAACAUUUGUAAAAAAUCAUCACAUUGCAUAUCUGUUCAAAGAUAAAGUUGUUAAAAUUUUAUGGUAUUUAGUAUCCGACAGUGCCAGGUCCAGACCUGGAGAUAAGGGGGGCCCGGUCAUCCAGACCUUAGAGAGGGGGUGGGGAACGGUCUCCGAAAUCAAUAAUCCCCCUCAACGUCAGCGAACUGAGUGACUUGUAAAUUUUCAGUCUUGUUCAAAUUUAUUCUUGUUACUGUUACAGAUGUUGUUUCAAAACAAGAGUCUGCUGAUAAUGAUCACUCAAAAACAGCAGGUAAAGAAAUAGGUUAUAGUCUGUGA